Messenger RNA from Pseudonaja textilis, 8299 nucleotides. RefSeq names its product unconventional myosin-X-like. Gene Ontology annotation, cellular component: cytoskeleton; axonal growth cone; myosin complex. NCBI's taxonomy places the organism in Eukaryota, Metazoa, Chordata, Lepidosauria, Squamata, Elapidae. Gene Ontology annotation, molecular function: protein binding; cytoskeletal motor activity; ATP binding. Gene Ontology annotation, biological process: axon extension. The record is from RefSeq and is a predicted model, not a curated record.
AUGCGGUUUUUUGCCCAAGACUUCUCGUGUAUUCAGGGACUACACCUCUCCCAACGAUGUGUUGGCGGCGAUCUAACAGACAUCUUGCAGCUCUUAAAGAUUGACUUUAAGAGCGCCCCCAUGGAAGAAACCGAGAACGAGAGCAAAAAUAAAGACUAUAUGAUUGAACUCUCCAGUGAUUGGUUGCAGGGAACACGCGUGUGGCUGAAGGAACCUGAUUAUAUGUGGCCCUGCACUGUUGGAUCCUGUGCUAAUGGCUCCAUGCUCUUCACUUCAGACUACGGUGAGGUGUUCUGCUAUGUACAAGGCUCUCUGCCAAAAGAAAAAAUUCUGCCAAUGCAUCAGUCAAGUGUAGACGGUGUGGAGGACAUGUCCAUGCUGGGAGACCUUCAUGAGGCUGCCAUCUUGCUCAACCUGCACCAGCGUUACAAGCAGAACCACAUCUAUACAAGCAUCGGUUCUAUCCUGGUUUCUGUGAAUCCCUACAAACCCAUUGCUGGGCUGUACGAUGCGUCCGCCAUUGACUUGUACCGACAGCACUGCCUGGGGGAGCUGCCCCCUCAUAUUUUUGCCACAGCCAGUGAGUGCUACAGCUGCCUCUGGAGGCGUCAUGACAGCCAAUGCAUUCUAAUCAGUGGAGAAAGUGGAGCAGGAAAGACAGAGAGUACCAAAUUGCUGCUAAAGUUUCUGUCAGCCAUGAGCCAGUUCUCCUUGGGUAGCUCUGCUUUGGAGAAGUCCACCCAUGUGGAGGAAGCCAUCCUCGAGAGCAGCCCAGUCCUGGAAGCUUUUGGAAAUGCCAAGACAGUUUAUAACAACAAUUCUAGCCGCUUUGGCAAAUUCAUCCAGCUACAUUUUUCUCCGCAUGGGCAUAUCCAGGGAGGGAGAGUCACGGACUAUUUAUUGGAAAAGAACAGGGUGGUUCACCAGAACCCAGGAGAACGUAAUUAUCACAUUUUCUAUGCAUUAUUAGCUGGUGUCAGCAGGGAACAAAGAGAAGGCCUCCACUUGCUGGAACCCAAGAACUAUCGUUACCUCAACCAGUCUGGCUGUAUAAUCAACGAGGACCUGGAUGACCAAGAGAUGUUCAGCAAAGUUAUGACUGCAUUUGAAAUCAUGGGAUUCAGUUCUGAAGAGAUCAGAGACGUUUUCAAACUUAUAUCUGGCAUUCUACAACUUGGAAACAUUGAGUUCAUGACGGCUGGAGGAGCUCAGAUUACCACAAAAACUGUGCUGCAUAAUGUCAGUGAACUGCUUGGCUUGGACACCUUCCAGCUGUCUGAGGUACUUACUCAAAGAUCCAUGUUUCUACGUGGGGAGGAAAUCAGCUCUCCCCUCACUGUGGAACAGGCUACUGACUCCAGAGACUCUCUUGCCAUGGCCCUUUAUUCACAGUGCUUCUCAUGGAUCAUUGGAAAAAUUAACUCAAAGAUCAAAGGGAAGGAAAAUUUUAAAUCUGUGGGAAUCUUGGAUAUCUUUGGUUUUGAGAAUUUCCAGGUAAAUCGUUUUGAACAGUUUAACAUUAACUAUGCAAAUGAGAAGCUCCAAGAAUACUUCAACAAGCACAUCUUCUCCCUGGAGCAGCUUGAGUACAACAGAGAGGGAAUCAUCUGGGAAGCCAUUGAUUGGAUGGAUAAUGCAGAAUGCUUAGAUCUUAUUGAGAAGAAACUUGGCUUGCUGGCGUUAGUUAACGAGGAGAGUAGAUUCCCCAAAGGCACAGACAGCACCCUCUUGGAAAAACUGCACAACCAGCAUGGGAACAACCAGUAUUACAUGAAGCCCCGAGUGACAGAUUUCCAUUUCGGGAUCCAGCAUUAUGCUGGAGAAGUCCUCUAUGAUGUGAGAGGCUUUCUGGAAAAAAACAGAGAUACCUUUCGAGAUGACAUUUUAAACAUGCUGAAGGAUAGCAGGCUGGAUUUCAUCUACGACCUCUUUGAAAGAGUUGCUAGCUGCAACAGUGAAGACACUCUGAAGUUGGGAACUCAGAGACGCAGGCCAACUGUCAGCUCCCAGUUUAGGGACUCCUUACAUUCCUUAAUGGCUACUCUCAGCACUUGCAAUCCACUCUUCAUUCGCUGCAUCAAACCAAACUUGGAAAAGGCUCCAAAUCUCUUCAGUCCAGAUGUUGUGUUGAAACAGCUGCGAUACUCAGGUAUGCUAGAGACAGUGAAGAUUCGGAGAGCUGGCUUUCCUGUGCGGCGUCUUUGUCAAGAUUUCCUCUGCAGAUACAAAAUGCUUUUGAAGAAUUGGAGCAACCCAGACAGCACAAGAACCACAUGUACAAACUUUUUGCAGAUAUAUGACAACACCCAGAGAGAAUGGAAGCUGGGGAAAACCAAGGUUUUCCUGAAGGAGGUUCUGGAACAAAAGCUGGAAAAGGCCCGGGAAGAGGAGCUGAAGAAGGCGGCCACCGUCAUCCGAGCCCACGUCCUGGGCUACAUGGCAAGGAAGAAGUAUCGAAGAGUGCUAGCCAGUGUUGUGACCAUUCAAAAAAAUUAUCGCGCUCACUUCUGGAAGAAGUCUCUCUUGCGCCUGAAAGCAUCUGCCAUUGUCCUGCAAAAGCACUGGCGUGGAUGCCUAGCUCGCAACCUCUAUCAAGACCUGCUGGAAGAAAAACAGAGACAGAAAGAGGAAGCUGAGGAGCAGAGACGAGAAGAAGAGAGGAUUAGAAAAGAGGAAGAAGACAGGCAAUGGCAAGAAGAGAGGGAGUGUAGAAGGAAGCAAGAAGAGAAGGAAAAGAAAAGGAAAAAGGAGGAGUUGGAAGCAGCACUGCAGGUAGCUCAGAUGGAAGUACUAAAAACCCAGAAGGAGAAUCAGAAGGAGAACCAUCCACUGCGGGAAGAGGAACAGCGUCAAAUGGAGGAGAUUUUGCGGUUGGAAAGGGAAAUUGAGAAGCUGCAGUGGCAACAGAAGGCAGAUCAUGUGUCCAUUACAUGUGAGAAUACCAAGAAUGAGAUGAAGCGGCAGCGGGAAGAAGAAAUACAGAGACUAGAGAAAGAAGCAUCCAGGGUUGCACAGGAGUUCUUAGAACUUUUAGAUUUUGGGAACCUGGAUGAAAGUGUGCAAAACUUAGAACGCUCCCUGUCGAAUGAAGGAACUCUCAACAUUGAAUGUAGCCUUGUUGCUCCACUAGCUGAGGAAGAAGAAGAUGAAGGUUUUCCUGCUGAUGAAGAAGGGCCGCCAGUCCCCAGCCCAAGUCUGUUGAACCAGGACAGUAGCACCAGGACCAGCGAUAACUAUUAUUCAGAGGAAGACACAUCUCCAAAUAUGCCAGUGUCUGGGGAGGAUGAGAACAGAGAAGGUAAUGCUCUGCUUCCUUCUACUGAGAGAGCUGGAAGCCCUCAGAAAGAACAUCUGAAAAGUAUAUACUGGAUAGGCUCGGAAGUAACGCAGAAUGACAUGGUAGAGGUGGAAGAUCCAAUUUACAGCUUGCCUCCAGAUGUGGAAUCAGAUUAUGAUCACGAGGAAUAUGAUGGCAUUGUAGAUGUCAGCAACACAUCAAUUGAGCCACUAAACAGGGAGGAAGGCCUGCGCAAUUCUCAUAGCAACGGUUUGGAUUCCAAUCGUGGAAGCUUGGACUCGUUUCUAGAUACCAAAGAUGAAGAAGGGGAUACUUAUAUGGACACAGAUGAAGAAUUCUGUAGUGGCCGGGUCACUCUGUUCAAUGGAUCUGGGCCCGCAUAUUUUCACAGCUAUCUCUACAUGAAGGGGGGGCUGAUGAACCCCUGGAGGCGGCGUUGGUGUGUCCUAAAAAACGAGGCCUUUAUGUGGUUCCGAGCCAAACAGGAGGCCUUAAAGUCAGGCUGGCUUUAUAAGAAAGGAGGAGGCAUGUCCACAUUAUCUCGGCGGAAUUGGAAACGGCGCUGGUUUGUCCUGAGAGAGGCCAAACUGAUGUAUUUUGAGAAUGACAGCGAAGAAAAGCUGAAAGGAACAAUUGAUAUCAGGAAAGCAAAGGAAAUUGUGGAUAUUCACGAGAAAGAGAAUGCCCUCGAUAUCGUGACAGGUGAUCGGGUUUAUCAUAUAGUGGCGGAGUCACCAGAGGAUGCCAGUGACUGGUUUAAUGUCCUAAGUCAUGUGCAUAGCGCCACAGAGCAACAGCUGAGAGAAAUGCAAGAUGAACAAGCCAAUCCAAAGAAUGCGGUGGGAACCCUUGAUGUUGGGCUUAUUGAUUCUGUCUGUGCAUCUGAUAAUCCUGACAGGCCAAAUUCCUUUGUGAUCAUCACGGCAAAUAGAGUCAUUCAUUGCAACAGUGACAUCCCUGAAGAGAUGCACCACUGGAUCUCUCUCCUACAGAAGCCCAAAGGCGAAUCCAGGGUUGACGGGCAGGAGUUUAUUGUGAGAGGUUGGCUACAUAAGGAGGUCCAGAGCAACAGCAAGACAUUGUCUCCGAAGCUGAAGAAACGCUGGUUUGUACUGACCAGCACUGCCCUUGAUUAUUACAAGUCUUCCGAACGCACUGCCACCAAGCUUGGGACGCUUGUUCUGAACAGCCUCUGCUCAGUGGUCCAGCCCGAUGAAAGAAUCUUCAAAGAAACCGGUUACUGGAACAUCACUGUGCAUGGCAGAAAGCAUUCAUACCACCUCUACACAAAGUUGUUGAAUGAAGCCAUGCGCUGGGCCUCUACCAUCCAAGGAGUCAUUGACAGCAAAGUUCCCAUUGAAACACCCACGCAGCAACUUAUUCGUGACAUUAGGGAAAAUAAUACUAAUUCUGAAGUGGUAGAGCAAAUCUACCGAAGGAAUCCUAUCCUGAGAUACACCCAGCAUCCCUUGCACUCACCACUGCUGCCAUUGCCUUAUGGAGACAUUGGGAUCAACAUGCAGCAAGAGAAGGGCUACAGCAGUCUUCAGGAUGAAGCCAUGAAGAUCUUCAACUCCCUUCAGGAAAUCGAGUCAGUGUCUGACCCUAUCCCCAUUAUCCAAGGCAUCCUUCAGACCUGCCAUGACCUCAGGGGCCUCCGCGACGAAGUCUAUUGUCAGCUGAUCAAGCAAACCAAUCAUGUGCCACAGCCCAACAGCCCUGGUAAUCUUCAUCACUGGCAGCUCAUGACCUGCAUGAGCUGUACCUUCCUUCCCAGCCGGGGAAUCCUCCGUUACCUCAAGUUUCAUCUCAGGAGAGUAAAAGAUCUCUUUCUGGGCACAGAAGUAGACCGGUAUUCUCAGUUCAUCACGGAUUCCCUGAAGAGAACCAAGAGCAGAGAAUUUGUCCCCUCCCAGGAGGAAAUACAAGCACUUAUCGCUCGGGAAGAAAUGACCACUACCGUCUAUUGCCACGGAGGAGGUUCCUGUCAGAUCACUAUCAAUUCUCACACCAGUGCAGGGGAGGUGGUAGAGAAGCUGAUCCGGGGCCUGGCCAUGGAAGACAGUCGGAAUAUGUUUGCCCUCUUUGAGCGCAAUAAACAUGUAGAUAAAGCCAUUGAGAGCAGGGUGAUUGUAGCAGAUGUUUUGGCCAAGUUUGAAAGACUUGCUGGAUCCAUGGAAGAGGACGUGGACGGCCAUUGGCAGCUGUAUUUUAAACUCUAUUGCUUUCUUGAUGUUGAAAAUGUUCCCAAGGAGGGAGUGGAAUUUGCCUUUAUGUUUGAGCAGGCGCAUGAAAGUCUCAUUGAUGGUCACUUUCCUGGCCCAGAGGAGACCCUGCAACACUUGGCAUCGCUGAGACUGCAGUAUCUUUAUGGGGACUAUUUAAAAGUCUCCUGGUCCCUCGACAGCGUCUAUCCAGUGAACCGUCUGAAGUUGAAAAUUCUGCAGUCCAUGAAGAGCAGCGGUUCCAGCAGCCAAGUUCUGGAGAGAAGGCGGACUAGCUUCCUGGAGGGCACUCUGAAGCGCGGCUUCAAGACAGGCUCAGUGAAGAAGCAAAAAGUGGAAGAGGAGCAGAUGGUAGAGAUGUGGGUGAAAGAAGAACUGUCAGCAGCUCGGGCCAGCAUAGCGGAAAAGUGGAACAAACUGCAGGGGUUGCUACAGCAACAGGCCAUGGUGGCUUACAUGGCAAUCAUGAAAGAAUGGUCAGGUUACGGCUCCACUCUCUUUGACGUUGAGUGCAAAGAAGGGGGAUUUCCCAACGAUCUUUGGCUCAGUGUCAAUACAGAGAACGUGUCACUGUACAAACGGGGAGAGCCAAAGCCUCUGGAAACUUUCCAGUAUGAGCAGAUUAUCUUCUUUGGAGCCCCCCAGCCCAACACCUUCAAGCUGACUGUGGAUGAAAGAGAGAUGUACUUUGAAACCCCUCAGGUGGGAGAAAUAAUUAAAAUCAUGAAGGCCUACAUCAACAUGAUUGUGAAGAAAUGCUGUAGCAUCAGAUCAGCCACCAGCUUGGACAGCCAUGCAAGUAUUUGGAUGAGGUGAUUUGAUUUGCAGAGUUAAUUAUGCUGCUGAGAAGGACAUGUGGUGUGACUCAGCCCAAUUUGUAGCAGAUUCAUUUUGUAAGAAAACAUUACUCUAUAAUUCUCCUUCCAGCAUCUUGCCUGACAGACACAUAAAGGGUUACAGUUGAACAUCCAGACCUUUUAUAAUAAAAAUUAGAACAUCACAGGCUAGAUCCUGUUUUACGUGGAUUUUUCUUGAGCCCGCUCUUUGUGGGUCAGAUCUUACUGCAAGGACAAUGCAAGAGCCAUCUUUGCUUGAAAGAUCAUCACGCGAAAAAAAUUUCUGCAAUAAAAGCAGCAGGAGAGUUGCUUAAGUUAAUAUCAGCCAGAAUUCCACAUCUGAGAUUUUGUUAGCUCUUCCUUGGGUGGAGCAUGUGUGAUUUCUCAGGAAUGAGCUGCUACAUCUCAACAGACGUCAUCUUUCUAAGACUGUUACUAUCUCCAGUGGCUUCAAGCAAAGACUUCAAAUUCCAAAUCAGUUUUCAGUACAUCUAUAGGCUUGGGACUCCUGCUACAUGGGAGAUCAGCUGUCACAAGGCUGCAUAAAUGUAAAGACAUGGCAUUGUUCCUUCUUGAAGUCCUUCGUAACUUUUCAUGCUGCAUGUUUGGGGAAGUGCCACUUAGUAGAAAAAAAAUAUUUAUCUGGUUCAUUCAGAGGAUAAAGUCAAAUUUUAUAUUCCACCUGUAUGCUGCAGUUCUCUUUCUUCCUUGGCAAGGAGUUUGGACUUUGCAGUAUUUUGUUAAUGUUUUAUUUUUCUGCACUGCCAUCAUAGAUAAGUAAUGGGAAGAAUUGGUGGCAACGUGGACAGAAAGAACAGCCUGAGGGCAUUUCUCCUCUUCUGGUCUGAUGCCUCCUGGAUAUGUUGUAACUGAAUACAUCUAAAAGGUGCCAGGCUGGAGAAAGAUACUCUGAGCUUAAGGUUAAAUGUGAUUUGUGUAGAAAAUAAUAGAUUGGCUCACUUGCACUGAAAACAUUUUGGAAAACCGUUAAACAAAAUACUAUAAAAUGCUCUAAAUUCCUUGCUAAGAAAAUAAGAGGGUCUGAACCCUCAAUGCGGUUUCUGCAAAAUGAACAGGUUUACUUACAGAUCUAGUUGAUCUGGGUUUGAUAGUAAUUACGAGAAAUAAAUGGCAUCAGGGCGAAGAGGAAAGCUGCUGUCUCUCUUGGUGCUGCCCAGAGGCUUUGGGUUAGAAUUCUCCCACCCCUUUUCUACUAGCUAUGGCAGCUGAGACUGAAGAAGAAUCCAGACAUCGGAGAGCACAGGAUUAUUAUCUAGCCUCUGUCCCAAUGUGCAAGUAUUCUUUCAGAGUUUAUAAUUGAGACAUGCAAGCUCUUGAAUUGUGUGCCCAUGCCCAGUCCUGAAUUUAAAUUACAGGUAGUCCUCAACUUGCAACAGUUAAUUUAGUGACUGUUCAAAGUUACAACGGCACUGAAAAAAGUGACUUACGACCGUUUUUCACUUAUGCCUAUCAAAUGAUCAUGCGAUUUACGUUCGGAUGCUUGGCAAGUGAUUCACAUUUAUGAUGGCCACAGCGUCCUGGUGUCACGUGAUCCCCUUUUGUGACCUUCUGACAAGCAAAGCCAGUGGGGAAGCCAGAUUCACUUAACCAACUGUGUUACUAAUUUAACAACUGCAAUGAUUCACUUAACAAACGGGGCAAGCAAAGUCAUAAAACGGGGCAAAAUUCACUGAACAAAUUUCUAACCUAGCAACAUGAAUUUUGGACUCAAUUGUGGUCGUAAGUUGAGGACUGCCUGUACUUUCAGUCACAGUACAAAUGUUUGCCAAUCCUAAUACAGCUAAGCAACACUUCUCUGACUGGGCUUUCUCCUCAUGCGUGAGCUUCAGCUCUUGGCUGAGGAAUGCUGAGCUAGAGAUGUCCACCUACCACCUUCUGGAAAUUUCUCAUGCUUCAUGUUGGGGGAAGUGACACUUGAC